Molecule: messenger RNA, 1740 nt
Organism: Paraphaeosphaeria sporulosa
Lineage: Eukaryota; Fungi; Ascomycota; Dothideomycetes; Pleosporales; Didymosphaeriaceae
Product: M6 metalloprotease
Exons: 1
Coding region: 461-1714 (417 amino acids)
Biological process (GO): proteolysis
Molecular function (GO): peptidase activity
Source: RefSeq, a predicted model, not a curated record
CCGCAUGUACAUAUGGCGACGUUCAGCCUCAUGCGCUGCAGAGCACGACCACUGGCGCGCACGACUCGACGCGACUGAGCGCAACUCGCGGUGGGAAAGGCACUGCGGCACUUGGCGUAGGCUUUUACGAUUUCUCGGAUGCUAAUUUGGGAAAUGCUAGGGUUCAGACCAUCCUGUGAAGUGACAUGCCUACACCUACCUAGGUAGUGACAUGCACCUAGUGACAUGUACCUAGUGACAUACACCUAGUUUGCACCGCCACGUACAGCCAGGUCCGCUAGCCAUCUGCACCCGGUAAUUGCAAAAGACGAGGUAAAGUAAUAGACAGUGGCAUGACUUGUGCUCUGCCCUCGUGUAUAUAAGGGUGAUGGUAGCUUUGGGCUCGUAGUACCGGUAUCCUUCACGACUCCAUCAGCCACGCUCGUCGCCUCAAUUCGAGCAUUUACUCCAACGUCCCACCAUGCGCUCCCUUUCGUACUCUUCCGUGAUGGGCUGCGCCAUGCUCCACGGCGCCUUCACCUACGCAGCGACACCUGAUACGAGUAGUUCCUGCGAAGCCGUUACAGUCACUGAAACUGUGACUGCCACUGGCGAUCCAGUACCAACGACAUCUCCUCCGACUCCCUCGCCAGCGCCAUGCCGCCCGUCCUGGGACUCCACCGCAAAGGCCCCUUCCACCGGCCGUCUCCGCGCUGGUCUCAUCUUCGUCGACUUCAGCGACACACCCGCCUCCGCCUCCGGCCAGACGCCCUCCGAGCUCUUCGAGCCGCUGCGCGAGCAACCCGCAGACUUGUACCGCGACAUGUCGUUUGGCAACCUCGAAUUCGAAAUCGUGCCCCUCCUCGACACCUUCUACCGGAUGCCCAACAUCUCCGCGGCGUACGGCUUCGCCGACGACGAGGGCCUUACUGCCGAGGAGCAUGGCCGGUACAUCGCUGAUGCCCUCGCCAUCGUCGGCGACGCAUUCGACUUCGCAAGCGUCGAUGUCCUCUUCAUUGCGCCGCCCAAGGACACCGACGAAAUCAACCGUUCGGCGCAGUACAACUCGCCCGUCACCGCCCCCGGCGGCCGCGAGUUCGCCGCGGGCACCGUCAUUACGUUCGGCACCGAUUUGUACCCCGAGGGCGCAUGGAAGACGAUCAACCACGAGACGGGCCAUGCGAUGGGCUUGCCGGACUUGUAUCCCUACGGCGCCGGUGGCAAUGGCCUCUGGGUCGGCGGGUUCGACAUGAUGGGCAUUGUGUGGGGCCAGUCGCCCGACUUAUUCGCAUGGCACAAGUGGCACCUGAACUGGAUUGAAGAGAGCCAGGUAGACUGCGUCACCGAGGCCGGGACGAGCAUUCACCAACUGGCUCCGAUUGAAGUGGAGGGCGGCGUCAAGGCGGUCGCUAUCCCCGUGAAUGCGACGGGCUAUGUCAUGGCUGAGGUGCGCUCGACGCAGGGUAUUGAUCAUGCGGCGUGCGAAGCGGCAACGGGCGUGCUUCUGUACACAGCGGAUGCGGCGGUGGGAAGUGGCGAUGGUCCGGUUAGAGUCAUCGACGCGAAUCCUGGGAGCGAGGGUUGCGACAGUGAGGCGAACGGUGCGGUUUUGAACGAUGCGCCGCUACGUGGAGUUGGUGCGACGUUUGAUACGGAGAUGGGCGUGAAGGUGACGAUUCUUAGCCAGAGUGGGGAUGAUUAUAUCAUUCAGGUUGAGAGAGAAGUCUUGCCAUAGUUAGAAUCUAGCUCUUACAAGCGCUG